This is a messenger RNA of Aplosporella prunicola CBS 121167, 1866 nucleotides long. RefSeq names its product glycosyltransferase family 90 protein. The transcript has a single exon. The record is from RefSeq and is a predicted model, not a curated record. Bases 1 to 1866 code for a protein of 621 amino acids. NCBI's taxonomy places the organism in Eukaryota, Fungi, Ascomycota, Dothideomycetes, Botryosphaeriales, Aplosporellaceae.
AUGACGACUCGCUUCUCGCACCUCCGAUUCCUCGCCGCCGCCGUCAUCCUGACCUGCGCCACUUGGCUGCUGUUGCACCAACCAUCGCCCGACGCCCUUCUGCCCUCCGAGUAUUCGUUGCAGAAGCCUCAAUCGCCGCAUCCCAUCAAGAGCCUCAUAGCGCAGGGACAGGCCGAGUGGAAGAAGCUUUUGGACAAGGAGACGUCCCAUAUCGGCGCAGCUGCCAGUGCCUAUCGCAAGCGCCGAGGCAGGCAUCCGCCGCCAGGCUUUGACGCGUGGUUCGACUUUGCGCGCAACAGGAGCGCCGUCAUUGUUGAGGAUUUCUUCGAUCAGAUUUACCAUGAUCUCGAGCCCUUUUGGGGCGCGUCGCCGGCCAUCAUGCGCGCCCACAUGAAGGCCAUGGAGCAGGUCAUAAGCGUGCGUGAUGGGACCGUCUCAAUCAAGACUGACAAAGAGCGCGUGUGGAUGGACCUGUGGGGAAGCCUCACGCAAGAGAUAGCACACCUGCUGCCGGACCUGGACAUGGGCAUCAACGUCAUGGACGAGAGCAGGGUCAUGGUGCCCUGGGAGGUUGUCAACGAGCACAUGGAAAAGGCGCGGCAGACGCGUGGAUCCUUCCCCAAUGCCACGGACGUCGAGUCAGCCUACGAGAGCCUGCCGGCGCUGGAGCAAAACGCCCUCGUGCCCAUGGACCCGGGCUUCAAGGCCGGCAAGCCGUACUGGGACUUUGUGCGCGCCGGCUGUCCCCCGAACACGCCAGGCCGCAAGGCCGCCGCCGUCACCGACUUCAGCGGCUUGCCGCCGCUGCCUGUCGAGGCCUCGCCGCAGUCGCACAUGGGCUUCGUCUCCAACUGGACGUGGGCGCGGGACCCGUGCGGCCAGCCCGAGCUGCGCGAGCUGCACGGUAACUUUGUCGAGCCUAUCUCGAUCUCGACAUCUACUCGCCUGCUGCCCAUGUUCAGCGGCUCAAAGCUGCCCAUGAACAACGACAUCCUGCUUCCCCCCGCCAUGUACUGGACGCACGAUCCGUUCUACUCCGGCGGCGACGAGCAGGGCCCGCCCUGGGAUCAGAAGUCUGACAGCUUGAUCUGGCGGGGCGACGCGUCGGGGGGCCGCAACCGGGAGAGCAACUGGCGGCGCUUCCACCGGCACCGCUUGCUCAGCAUGUUGAACGGGAGCACUGUCGCGGCCGCCGAAACCCCCGACAGCAUCAGCAGCAACGAUGACGACGCCGCUACUGCGCCGCAGAACUUCGCGUUGCCCGUGCCCUCGGCCUAUCCGCAGGCGCAGCGCCUCGCGACGGGGACGCUGGGGCCGUGGCUCUCGAGCUUCGCGGAUGCACGCUUCAUCAGCCUGAUCUGCUUCCCCACAAUCCCAUCCGUGCACUGCAACUACACGGAGCCGUAUUUUGCGCCGGCGGCGUCGGUGCCCAUGCAGCAGCAGUACCAGGCCAAAUACCUGCCGGAUGUGGACGGCAACAGCUUCAGCGGGCGGUACCGCAGCUUCCUACGGUCGACGUCGGUGCCGCUGAAGGCAACCAUCUACUCGGAAUGGCAUGACAGCCGGCUGGUGCCGUGGGCGCACUUUGUGCCGCUGCACAACUCGUUCGUCGACGUGUACGGGGUGCUGGAGUUUUUCGUUGGGGCGCAGGUGGGCCGCGGCCGCGACGACUUGGCCAAACGCAUUGCGGACGACGGGCGCGAAUGGGCGGACAAGGUCCUCAGGCACGACGACAUGCUCAUCUACGUCUAUCGCCUGCUGCUCGAGUGGGCCAGAGUCAUGGACGAGAGACGCGACGCGCUGGGCUGGGUGCGCGAUCUCGUCGAGGCGGAGAACCUGGCCGCCCAGCUGGGCCAUCUGCACUAA